This is a messenger RNA of Sporisorium graminicola, 2334 nucleotides long. RefSeq lists its product as uncharacterized. Gene Ontology annotation, molecular function: histone acetyltransferase activity. Lineage: Eukaryota; Fungi; Basidiomycota; Ustilaginomycetes; Ustilaginales; Ustilaginaceae. The transcript has a single exon. The coding region runs from base 1 to 2334 and encodes 777 amino acids. The record is from RefSeq and is a predicted model, not a curated record. Gene Ontology annotation, biological process: regulation of DNA-templated transcription.
AUGCCGUCUGCUAUGCUAUCCACAUCCAACCACCAGCGAGCCACGCAGUCAGCGUUUCUACCUGUGGGAGCAGUCUGCGAAGUGGUCGAUGGCAAGACAGGUCAUGCGUACCCGGCUACAAUCGUCUCACGCAGAUGGGGCAGCUCCUCCAAUCCUCCAUCCGCUGGAGGGGCCGACAUCGACAACGUCCAGUACUAUGUCCACCGCCACGGCCAGGACAAACGCAUGGACGGCUGGGUGGAUGAUUCCUCCAUCCGACCAGCUUCUGCACUCUCCAACUUGGACGUGAAACUCGAAGUGCCUUCGAACCAUCCUUCGACUCCAAUCAAAGGCGCCAAUGGACUGGCAUCAGCCUCCGCAAAUCCAACCCCGCAUUCCAUGGAGAAGGGCAAGAGGAAGGCGGAACACGAUCUUGUCAACGAGGGCAGCGAUGGGAGUCGCACGCCCUCACUCAGCCGGCAGCCAUCUCCGGCGCUUCUCGACCGCAAUGCCAAUCACCGCGGGAGGCAAAAGACAGCUGCAUCUCCUUCAUCCGACACGCCAGCCUUGCGAAACAUCGAUCGCGUCCUAUACGGGAACUACGACAUCAAGACGUGGUACCACUCUCCCUAUCCGCUCGACCAUGAGGAUGCUGCCGACGGGCAAGACAACUGGGCUUCCCACUCGGCUUCCGCUCAUGCAUCUGCAAGUCAUUCGAGCAACAAGCGCAAUCAGUCUCCUGCGUCUGCGACAAACAAACGUGCAGCUCGCAAGGAGAACCUAAGCAGCCUCGGGGGAGCCUUAUCCUCGUCGGCGCGUGAUGCACCUGCCAUCAAGGCACUGGCCGCAGUGGGCACAGCAGCAAUAGCAUCAGAUUCUGCCUUGCCAUCGGGACGACAGUCGCCUGCGUCGCCUUCCACCACAAGCGGGUUCAAGGGCAAGUACAAGGAGGUAACCCCGACCAAGAUGCUUUGGAUCUGCGACGGAUGCUUCAAAUACAUGAAGACGUACAACGGCUUUGCGGCGCAUCGCAAGUUCUGCCGCCACACGCACCCGCCUGGUCGCAAAGUGUACCAACGCGGAGCGCACAUCAUCUGGGAAGUUGAUGGGGCGGCGCAGAAGCUCUACUGCCAGAACCUCUCGCUCUUUGGCAAACUCUUCAUCGAUCACAAGACCAUCUACUUUGACGUGGAGCCGUUUGUGUUUUACGUGCUCACCGACGCUGCUACUGCGUCGUUCGACCAUCCGCUCGGGUUUUUCUCCAAGGAGAAGAUCUCGUACGAUGACUACAACUUGGCGUGCAUUGUCACGUUUCCGCCAUUUCAGCGCAAGAGCUUUGGCACGCUCAUGAUUGAGUUUUCGUACUACCUGUCGGCAGCACAGGGGAUGCUGGGCACGCCGGAGCGGCCGCUGUCGGAUCUGGGGUUGAAGGGAUAUCUUUCCUUCUGGACGGCUGUGUUGCUAAGGGCACUUGUGGGCUGCUUUGAUGGGCCGCUGCGCAUUGCGAGUGGCAGCAGUAGCACACCGGCGAGACAGCGCCGACUGUCGUCUGCUGCUGCUGCUGGCGAUGUCAGCGAUGCUGGAGCAGCGACGGACAACAGAGUCAAGGCGGAGGAUGCACUCCGAAAAUGGCACAUCCUCACACUGCGGUGUAAGCUCCUAGGGCUGUCGCUGGAGUCGAUCUCGCACCAGGUGGGAUUCGCAGAGCUGCAGCGACUCGCUGCCGAAGUCGCCGAGGCAUCCGAUACACACGCCAGCACAGGUUCGAGCGCUGGAUCGCACAAGCGUAAGCUGCGGCUCAAAGGGUGGGCGGGCAGUGCGCCUACGCGGACGGCUCGGCCACCUCCACCUCCACCGCCGCCUCACGCUCAGCCUGGCAAUGGUGCCCUGGCAGCAACAAAGGUAGACAGUGAGGGUGCGGCAGCCCGGCGGUCGUCCCGAGUCGCAGCGAACGGCUCGGAUCCUGAACUGGUAGCCGUGCACCCAGCACUGGACAUUUCCGCGUUGGGCGACCGCGAAGCCCCCUGCACGAUGGCAGUAACCGUGGAAGCCUUGUCGCGCCUCACGCACUUACGGACGGACGACAUUGUGCUCGCGCUGUCCGAGGCUGGGCUUGUCGAUGCACCGGGCACGCCGUUCCUGCCCACGGCGGACGAAGCUGUGACACAGAGCGGUGUAGCUGGAGCGACUGCUGCUACUGGUGAUGGUGGUGGCGGGCAGCUGAAGCAGACGAAUGGAAUCGGUCGGUCGGGCAGCGGUCUCGCACUGGUGCUCACGCGCGAUGCGGUUCGCGAAGCAGUCCGCAAGUUCAACGUGCGGCCUGCGGUGCUGGACGAGUCGUAUGCGCUCAUUUGA